Messenger RNA from Meloidogyne enterolobii, 382 nucleotides. The record is from the annotation of a GenBank genome assembly. Lineage: Eukaryota; Metazoa; Nematoda; Chromadorea; Rhabditida; Meloidogynidae.
AUGACUGGUGAAUCCGCCUUUGGCGGUUGUUCAAUAAUAUUUGAUGUUGAAGUUUCCAUUAAUUUUAAUUCCUCAACAACUUUAUCGUUGUUGUUAUUUUCAUUACUUUCCAGAAAUUCAUUCAUAAUUUCCUCAUCUUCUAAAGUUACGGGUUUGCCGCACACCUCAAUAUAUGCUUUUUCUCGGGCACGCUUUUCCUCACGUUGUUCUCGUGUUGCUGGUCGUUUGGGCAUUAAAUAUUUUAAAUCUGAAGAAAUUGAAUUGAUUAAUGAGUGAGAAAGUGGAUCGAAAAAUUCUAACGCGAAAGGAUUCAGAGAACAAUUCUGAGAAAAAUCGGCUCGAAAGCCCGCGAUGGCUGGACAAAAAAUCAUAGCUAACAUAA